AUGGACACCGAUAUGACCAACGCCGACGGGAGCCCUUUCGACCCGUAUGGACCAACCGUGCCCUCACGAGCCCCCCCUGGAAUAUCUCCCACUCACCAGGUGCCUUCGUCUUCUGGAUUCCAAGCCACCCCUUCAACUUCCCAACAGGGACAAGCCGACCCGACCACCCUCGAGACAGUCGUCCCCCUCGAGCUCUUCCAAAACAUCGGAGGGGCGGGAGUCGAAAAGCCCCCGAAGUAUGGAGGGCAAAGGGAGAACGACGCCGCUCGAGUCUGGCUAAUCGGGAUGGAAAGAUGGCUUUGGGCCAAGGAAAUCCUUCUGCGAAGAAACCUUACGGGCCCCGAAAGGAUUGCUCUAACAACUUCUUACCUCGAAAAGGCCGCUGCCGCGUGGUGGAACCUAACUUACAUUCACAACGUAGACCACCAAGGGCACCAGCUUCGGAUCCAGUCCUGGGCCGAAUGGAAGAACACCUUCCUCAGUCAAUUCGGCGACGUCAGGACCCAAGACCAACGGCGAGACGAGUUCGACUCGCUUCGGCAGACAGGUACCGUCCAAGCGUUUCGACAGGCCAUUGAAUCUCGACGUCUUUACCUUGAGCCGCGUCCUUCUGACGCCGAUUGCUUGCUUGUCUUCAAACGUGGCCUGAAAACGUCUAUCCGGAACCGUAUCGAAAUCCUUCCUGACUCGAUUGUGCCAGGGACUUACACUAAGUAUGUGGAAUUCGCCGAUAAAAGCGAACGAGAGAUGCUUGCCACCUCUAACCGCGUUCCCUUUUUCAAGCCCCGCUAUGGAAAACCGGCGACUUCGACAACCAAUAGUCCCUCUCACGCACGCAAUUCAGCAGCACCUCGACGUGACCACGAUGGUGACGUCGAAAUGACCCUCAAUGGUAUGCGUACCCGGCCGAAAUCGAACAACGCCGCCAGUGGGCAAAAGACCCCGGGCAAAACACCUCCUUCCCGUCAAAAGUGUCGGGAAGAGAAUCUCUGCUUCGAUUGCGGCGAGCCCGGCCAUCAGAGGAAAGACUGUCCGAAAGCUAAUCAGUCGACCCGUCGAGGACAUAGGGGAAAAGGGAAGGGUCGUCAAGCAUAG
This is a messenger RNA of Rhinocladiella mackenziei CBS 650.93, 1095 nucleotides long. RefSeq lists its product as uncharacterized. Gene Ontology annotation, molecular function: zinc ion binding; nucleic acid binding. The record is from RefSeq and is a predicted model, not a curated record. The coding region runs from base 1 to 1095 and encodes 364 amino acids. Lineage: Eukaryota; Fungi; Ascomycota; Eurotiomycetes; Chaetothyriales; Herpotrichiellaceae. The transcript has a single exon.